Pyricularia grisea is the source of this 294-nucleotide messenger RNA. RefSeq lists its product as uncharacterized. NCBI's taxonomy places the organism in Eukaryota, Fungi, Ascomycota, Sordariomycetes, Magnaporthales, Pyriculariaceae. The annotation marks the transcript as partial. The record is from RefSeq and is a predicted model, not a curated record. The transcript is spliced from 2 exons.
GGCAAAAGAGCUUUGAUCACGCCUCGAGUCUGCAGAAAAGAAAAAAAAAAAGGAAUUAGUGCCAAAGGGUGGUAAAACAUUUGAGACAUGCAUCUUUGACAGCUAGGCUUAGGCAGACAGGAUCUGCGGGGUGUGAAUUAGUUUGACCAGCAACCAAUGCCGUCAGGAGCCGAGUUUGUUCACUACUCAAGGGCUCGUGAAAUUGGCUUUACAAAUGGCAGAAAAAAGAAGCGGGACGGAAUCUCUUCAGAAACCAAUCAACCCGACAACGAAGGUCCAAGCAGGAGUUCGAGG